AUGAUAGAAAUAGACAAUAAUACAGGUAUAUUCAAUUUUUCAAACAAUUGGACGGAAUCUGAACUUGAAGUACCUGAACCAACAAUAACUCUAAUCCCUCCUAAAUUAUACCCGUUAGGAUCAGAUUUUAAUUUAGAAAAUGUUAAAACUUUACCAAAAAUUCAAUAUAAUUUCAAGAAUGAAACAUUAAAUGAGCAACGCAGAAAAUCUGUGAAGGAUGGGUUUUUACACGCAUGGAAUGGAUAUAAAAAACAUGCAUGGGGAAAAGAUGAGAUAUUACCAGUUAGUAAUUCCAGUAGAGAUAACUUCAACGGGUGGGCUGCAUCUAUGGUGGAAUCAUUGGAUACAAUGUGGUUGAUGGGUAUAAAAGAUGAAUUUAAGAUAGCGAGAGAUUAUAUUGAUAAUAAGAUUGAUUUCUCUGUUUGUGAUUCAGAAAUUAGCUUAUUUGAAACUGUCAUUAGAUACUUGGGUAGUUUGUUAAGUGCUUAUGAAUUAUCAAAUGACAAAAUGUUUUUAAGAAAAGCAAUUCAAUUAGGUGAUUCUUUGAUACCUGCUUUCAAAAGUCCGCAUGGUCUUCCAUAUAAUGCCUGGAAUAUUGAAAGAGGGUUAAAGGAUCCUAAUUAUAGACCUCAAUCAUCUUAUGUAGUUUUAGCUCAAGUUGCAACUCUUCAACUUGAAUUUAUGAAAUUGUCUCAACUUUCAGGAAACAGCACAUAUUUUUUUAAAGCACAGGCUGUGGUUGAUUUACUUGAUAAGGCAGUAAAAAAAAUUCCUGGAUUGUAUCCAACCAUGAUUUCUCUUGAUACUGGAACAUUUUAUCGAAGUUCGAUGUCCUUUGGCGGGUCGGGAGAUAGUUUUUAUGAGUAUUUGAUAAAAGACUAUAUACUUGUCGGAGGUUCAAGGGAUCAAUAUAAAAGAAUGUAUGAAGAAUCUAUUAACGGCAUGCACGAACAUUUGAUCAAAAAGGGACAAAUAAAAGAUAAAAAUGAUUUAUUAUUUAUUGGAGAGUUGAAUGCUUUUGAUACUUUUACUAAUAAAAUGGGUCAUUUGUCAUGUUUUGUGCCAGGGAUGUUGGCAAUAGGAUCGAAAAUACUAAAUAGGCCAAAGGAUCUUGAAGUAGCCAAAGGCUUGAUUGAAUCUUGUUAUUUGGCUUAUAAUACCUCAUUAAGUGGAAUAGGUCCCGAGGAAUUUAUGUUUCCGUACAAAACUGGCGAUGAUAAUCAAUCUUCAUAUGAUUAUUUAUCUUCCAUUGAUAAGACAAUUGAAAGUUUGUUUGUAAUGUAUCGAGUGACAGGAGACAAGAAAUAUCAAGAUAUGGGAUGGAAUAUUUGGAUGGCAAUUGAGAAAAAAUGUAAAACAGAUUCAGCAUAUUCUGGAUUACUUAAUGUGAAUGCAGAAAAACCUAUAAAAAAUGAUAACAUGGAAAGUUUCUUUUUGGCUGAAACGUUGAAAUAUUUGUAUUUAUUGUUUAGUCCAAGUGACUUAAUUUCUCUAGACGAUUAUGUAUUUAAUACUGAGGCACAUCCAUUUAGAAUAAUCAAACCUUAA
Messenger RNA from Entrophospora candida, 1548 nucleotides. NCBI's taxonomy places the organism in Eukaryota, Fungi, Glomeromycota, Glomeromycetes, Entrophosporales, Entrophosporaceae. The record is from the annotation of a GenBank genome assembly.